AUGCAACAACACAUUUCAACUGCUGCCGUUUCCUCCUCAUCACCAGCAUCAGCAAAUACAUCUUCAUUGAGUGGUGGUUUGAAUCAGCUGCAGGGAGCCACCGGUGUUAUGGGUGUUAUGGGAAGGAGGCUAUCUCUGAAAAGUUGUUCAUCGGACUCGUCGAAUAAUAGAUUUUCGCAACAAUUGGAGACGGAAGAAAAGGACAAGAUUGAAAAAUGGAAAGAUAAUUUGGAACACGAAAAUCAUAUUUGUCCAAUAAGUCAUACAUUGAUGGUUGAUCCUGUUGUUUUGGCUGAUAGUGGAAUUACGUAUGAGAGAAGUUCGAUUGAAAAGUGGUUGGAAAAGAGUAGAACUUGUCCGAUUAGUAAGAAACGACUUGCUGGCAAUGUGAAUCAACUGAUUCCUAAUUAUAGUACGAAGAAUUUGAUAGAGCAGGCUAAGGAAAAGUAUUGUAACAAGUUGAUUGGCUUGUUGGAACAAAAGUUGGAGGACAAGAAAGGGAUUGCUGAUUGUCUUGAUUUGAUUGAUAGUGAUCUGUUGAUUUAUGUAGAUAAGAAUGAGAAGAGAACCAUGUGGGAAAAGAUCAUGCUCAUCAAGUUGAGAAUGAUGGUUCUGAAACGUGAUUUGGAAAUGUCGGGAAAUCUUGAUGAAUGGUUCAACAAGUUGGAAUAUGAAUUGUUGGAAUCGACACAUUUGAUCAUUAGAGAGGAUUCAUCAGCAAUUUUUUCAUUCGAUAGUCAUCAAUUUAAAUCUGUUAAACAUAUGCUUGAUCAAUUAGAAACCAAAUAUGAUACUACUCAUGCACUGGCCUACCAACAAAUUAAGAAACAUCUCGAUGAGGAGAAUAAGAAACGAGAGGAAUUUGAAUACCGAUACAGAAUGAAACAAUUCCAAAAAGCCAAACAAAAGGAGGAACGAAAAGUAAGGAGAGAAAGAGAGGCUGCCCUUCAAACAGCCAACAAUGCUCAAUCUGCCACAGAGGAACUUUCCACAACCCAAUGGUUAGCUAUGGGAGCAGGAAUUUUAGGUGCUGGUGCUCUGAUUGCUGUUGGAUUAUUCUCUGCAUUUAGCUCAGCAUCUGGAAGAAAUGAUAGGAGAAAGUAGAGAUUUUGUAAAUAACAAUUCAUUGUAAAUAAUAGAAAAGGAAAAUUGUAAAUAAUAUAUUGAUCUAACUUGAAAGUGUAUAAUAAAAUACUAUAUUUUGG
This is a messenger RNA of Naegleria gruberi, 1205 nucleotides long. RefSeq names its product ubox domain-containing protein. Lineage: Eukaryota; Heterolobosea; Eutetramitea; Acrasida; Naegleriidae. The transcript has a single exon. The record is from RefSeq and is a predicted model, not a curated record. Gene Ontology annotation, molecular function: ubiquitin protein ligase activity. Bases 1 to 1104 code for a protein of 367 amino acids. Gene Ontology annotation, biological process: protein ubiquitination.